GAAUACAAAAUUACGUAAAUGUUUAUAAUUAAGAAAAUGUGUUGAUUAAUUUGAAUAGUUGGUGUGCCACAAGGGUUUAUGUCCCAUUUGCCUACUUAUAUGACCCAUGUCAUAAUUUAUUUUGGACAUAUGGACUUUGCAUCUUGUUAAGAAAAGGGAGAAACAUCCAUAACUCAUCAAAGAAAACACAGAUGGGCAACCCAAAAUUGGUGCUUUUGGAGUAACACACACUUCACCACUAUAUAUCUCCCCUACACUUACACUUACACUCACAAAACCCUCUUGAAAUCUAAGUUUUAUUUUGGAGACUAGCACAAUGAGACUUGGUAUCAAACCGGUUCAACCCUUCACACCCAUGGUUAACCCACAAUUAGAGCCAUUGUGUCCAUCGCGUUGUGCCAUUCCCAUGAAGACGGCGCCACGAACUAGUGGUUAUACCCUAGCUCCCACUAAAUUGGAAAGAGUAUUUAAUGAUUCUAAAGAAGGUUGUCAUACAAGGUCAUCGAGUCCGCUCAGUAAGAGAUGGAAGGAGUAUCACGGGUCGAACGAUUGGGAAGGCUUAUUGGAUCCACUUGAUGACGGUUUACGCAAUGAGAUUGUGCGGUAUGGGAGAUUUAUUGAGGCGGCAUACCAAUGUUUCGACUCUGAUCUUUCGUCACCAAGUUACGCCACAUGUCGGUACGCAAGAAACUCAAUGUUGGAACGAGCCGGUGUUUAUGGAAGCGGGUAUCGUGUAACGAAGAAUCUACAUGCCACGUCAUCCAUCCCGAUGCCAGGUUGGACAGGUCAUAUUGGAAUGCGGUCAAGUUGGAUCGGUUAUGUGGCGGUUUGCGAGGAUGAAAAUGAGAUAUCAAGGCUAGGUAGAAGAGACAUAGUCAUUUCAUUACGUGGGACCGCAACUUGUACAGAGUGGCUCGAGAAUCUGAGAGCCACUCUUACAAGUUGCCCAUUCGGCAAUGCCAACGACGUGAAAGGACAAACAGACAACUCGAUGGUGGAAACCGGCGUUUUAAGCCUAUACACCUCGAGCACGUCAGAAAGUGCAAGCUUACAACAAUCAUUACGGCAAGAAAUUCUAAGAUUAGUUCAAAAGUAUAACAACGAGCCAUUAAGUGUCACCAUCACCGGCCAUUCGUUAGGAGCUUCGUUAGCCAUAUUAGCCGCCUACGACCUCAAAACCGCCAUCAAACACGAUUUACAUCUCUCCGUCAUCUCAUUCGGGGGCCCUCGAGUCGGUAACCGGAGUUUCAGACAAAACCUAGAACGUCAAGGAACCAAGAUUCUACGUAUAGUGAAUUCAGAUGAUCUGAUUACAAAAGUACCAGGUUUUUUCGUGGAAGAUCAUAAUGAUGUGGCACAAGAAAAGAAAGGCCAUUGGUUGCAGAAACACGUUAGAGACAACCAAUGGGUGUAUGCUAACAUAGGCCACGAGCUCCGACUCAGCAGCCGAGCCUCGUUGAAGUUGAACAGUAUGAAUGUGGCCACGUGUCAUGAUCUUAAAACAUACCUACAUCUGGUAAAUGGUUUUGUGAGCUCAACUUGCCCAGCAAGUGCAAGAAUGAUGCUUGAAAAAGCUACUACUGUUGCCUCCACACAAUAACUUUCGAAAUUAAACUAAUUUUUUUUUUAAUUUUAAAGAAGUUGGUUAGAUUAUACAUAUUGUUCAUUCUCAUAGUUAGGUUCCAGUUUCAUGUGUAACAGUCAAUUACAUGUUGCCCAAAGACACAUUUUGAUCAGUUUGGCCAUUUUACAUU
Messenger RNA from Helianthus annuus (common sunflower), 1754 nucleotides. RefSeq names its product phospholipase A(1) DAD1, chloroplastic. Gene Ontology annotation, molecular function: glycerophospholipase activity. The record is from RefSeq and is a predicted model, not a curated record. Gene Ontology annotation, biological process: lipid metabolic process. Lineage: Eukaryota; Viridiplantae; Streptophyta; Magnoliopsida; Asterales; Asteraceae. Bases 317 to 1600 code for a protein of 427 amino acids. The transcript has a single exon.